AUGUCUACACCUCAAGCAAAGAGGAGGGGAGUCGAGGUUCCUGUCAGUGUAAAGAAAAAAAUAUGUCAGCGUAAGAUUGAUCAUCCAAAUGCAUCUCUCCAAGACAUACGGCAGUUCAUCAUAGAUGAAACAUCACUUACAAUAGGUAAAUCAACGAUCGGCGACAUCUUGAAAAACAAGGACAAGUGGUUAGACGUCCCUACAGACUCUGGAGAUCAGACUCGUGCAAAACAUCCAAAACACCAAAGCCUGGACGACGCUCUCUACCUUUGGUUUACAGACAUGUCUGCCCGUCACGCUGCCAUUAACGACGACAUGCUACUGACUAAAGCCAAACAACUUGGGGAACAACUCAACAUUACUGAUUUCAACUACUCAAGAGGGUAUCUUCAUCGCUUCAAGACUCGACGUGGCAUCAAAAGAAAAUUAUACGAGGGAGAAGCGGACAGUGCUGACAUGAAUGCGGUUCAGACGGGACGAGGAGAUCUACAACGUGUACUCAAGGACUACGAACCAGAUGACAUCUUCAACUUAGAUGAGACGGGAUUGUUUUACAGACUGGGACCAAAUUACACACUGGCAACGCAAAAAGUGAGCGGAACCAAGAAGUCCAAAAACAGGAUAACAGUCGCCUUAGCAGCCAACGCCACUGGAACAACGAAGCUAAAACCAUUUGUGAUUACCAAAGUGAAUCGUCCCAGGUGUUUCGGCAAGACCUACAACCCAGAGACCUAG
This is a messenger RNA of Saccostrea echinata, 735 nucleotides long. RefSeq names its product jerky protein homolog. Gene Ontology annotation, cellular component: nucleus. The transcript is spliced from 2 exons. The record is from RefSeq and is a predicted model, not a curated record. Gene Ontology annotation, molecular function: DNA binding. NCBI's taxonomy places the organism in Eukaryota, Metazoa, Mollusca, Bivalvia, Ostreida, Ostreidae. The coding region runs from base 1 to 735 and encodes 244 amino acids.